UGGCAGAUGUGACUUCAGUUCACACCACACUCUGCCUUGCUCACAGAGGAGGGGCUGCAGCCCUGACCCUCAUCAGAACAAUGACACUCAGGCUGCUGUUCUUGGCUCUCAACUUCUUCUCCUCAGUUCAAGUAACAGAAAACAAGAUUUUGGUAAAGCAGUCGCCCCUGCUUGUGGUAGAUAGCAACGAGGUCAGCCUCAGCUGCAGGUAUUCCUACAACCUUCUCGCAAAGGAAUUCCGGGCAUCCCUGUACAAGGGUGUGAACAGCGACGUGGAAGUCUGUGUCGGGAAUGGGAAUUUUACCUAUCAGCCCCAGUUUCGCUCGAAUGCGGAGUUCAACUGCGACGGGGAUUUCGACAAUGAAACAGUGACGUUCCGUCUCUGGAAUCUGCAUGUUAAUCACACAGAUAUUUACUUCUGCAAAAUUGAGUUCAUGUAUCCUCCGCCUUACCUAGACAAUGAGAGGAGCAAUGGAACUAUUAUUCACAUAAAAGAGAAACAUCUUUGUCAUACUCAAUCAUCUCCUAAGCUGUUUUGGGCACUGGUCGUGGUUGCUGGAGUCCUGUUUUGUUAUGGCUUGCUAGUGACAGUGGCUCUUUGUGUUAUCUGGACAAAUAGUAGAAGGAACAGACUCCUUCAAAGUGACUACAUGAACAUGACUCCCCGGAGGCCUGGGCUCACUCGCAAGCCUUACCAGCCCUACGCCCCUGCCAGAGACUUUGCAGCAUACCGCCCCUGACAGGGACCCCUAUCCAGAAGCCCGCCGGCUGGUACCCGUCUACCUGCUCACCAUCACUGCUCUGGAUAGGAAAGGACAGCCUCAUCUUCAGCCGGCCACUUUGGACCUCUACUGGGCCACCAAUGCCAACUAUUUUAGAGUGUCUGGAUCUAACGUCAUGAUCAUCUUGAGACUCUGGAAUGAAUGACAGAAACUUCUAUGGCAGGAUAAAGUCUGUGUGGCUUGACCCAAACUCAAGCUUGAUACAUUUAUUGACUUGAUUGGGGAAGUUAGAGUAGAGCAAUCAAAAGGAUCAUUCAUUCAGCCUUGGAAAGUCAAUUUGCAGGCUCCUGGAUGAGCCCUGCCCCUUUUUCACUUGCCAGCACAUUUCAGUCAUGUGAUGUGAUAGCCAAAGAUGUUUUAGACAGAGAAGAAAGGAUAGAAAAACCUUCUCUUUGGCUAAGUUGGUGUUUGGGGUGGGGGUAGGUUAGAGUAUAGUACUUAACUAUUUGAAAAAUGAUGAAAACACUUUUUUCACUCAUGAAAUGAGCCACUUAGCUCCUAAAUAGUGUUUUCCUGUUAGUUUAGAAAGUUGUGGACAUAUUUUUUAAUGAUUUCUGACCAUUUUUAAUCACAUUGACUCAUGGAAUGGCCCCAAAGCACUCCCAGGGCUUCUUUCCUCAUUCCCUGUCAUGGGAACUCAGUAUUAUUAAUAGUCACAACAUGAUUUCAGAACUAGAUAGCCCUCCCACACCAAGAAGAAUGUGAGAGGAAGUAAGGUCACUUUAUGUAAAAAAAAUACAUACACAUAUAUAUGUAUACAUACAUACCUAUAUGCACACACACACACACACACACACACACAAAAUGCUAUGAAGAGUUAUCUGUUUAGUAGCCUGUUAUAGUCAAAUCAUUUAAGUUUCAACUUCUUACAGUUGGGCCACUUGUUGUCCUUUGUAGAUGGAUAUCUGAAAUUGUGUCUAUAUAGUGCUAGUCAUGAUACUGUGAACAAAAAGGGUUGUGUUAGUAUUUGUCAGGGUGGUAAGGAUGCAUUCCAGGGAGCUUCCUCUGAGGAAGGGAAUGAGGUCAUUCUUGCCAUGUAUGAAAGACAUAGAUGUUUUCCAGAAGGCACCAUAGGGAGCCCCAGUAUAAGUUCCUUUAGAUUCUAAAGUUUAGAGGGAUUUUAUAUGUCCUAGGACUCAGGACUCCAGAAGUUUGUGGGCUCAGCUGCUUCAUACCAUGGGGAUUCAUUGACAUGAACAAUUAUUUUGGAAUGUGUCUUUAGGGACGACAUCAAAGUUCUCAAGUACCUACAAGACCUGAUACUGGAAUGAAGGUGGACUUUCUUUUUUGCUUCCAGUUCGGAUCAACUGGAAUGUAUCUGGGGACCUUGAAGAACGGCUGUCCAGCUGUCUUCACCAUUUGUAUAGUGUUUUGAAUUAUUCAGAGGUUUUAAAGGCUAAAAAACCAUUUCAUUAUGAGUUAAAUGGCCUCAGGCAAGUCACUGCUCAUCCAAGUCUAUGACUCCUCAACUGUAAGAUGGCCAUACUGAAACUUGCUAAGAUCCUCUGGCCUCUGCCUCCCAAGAGUUGGAAUCUCAGGAGUGCACAAUCAUGACCCAAACUCAUGAGAAUCUCUCAGCUUCAAUAACUUUCCAGCUAAUUGGAAUAUCUUGUAAUCAAACAUGAGGCAUUUCCCCUCCCCCCACUGUUUUUGUAUAUAAAGAGAUCUUUAAACUUUUUUUUUUUUUUAAAUAUGAGGGGUAAGAAGAGAAGGAAUCUUUUAAUUCUAGACAGAAGAUAUUGUGCUUUGGCUUUUUUUUUUAAAUGGCUUUCAUUCUGUGCCUUUAAUUAAACCAGAGAAGGCCAAGAUUAGCCCUACUUGUGUGAUAAAAGAAUGCUGGCCCUUGUGAUUGCAGUCAGCCUCUUGACACACAGAGUUCUUGAAUCUAAGUUAUAAAAUUAUAUUUUAAAAUGACAGAGCUGGAGAAUUUAUAGAAAGGGUCAUAGCAAAUAACAAACCAUUUUUUCUUAAACGGAAAGAUUUGGUCUUUGGCAAUCAAUAACUUUGUUUUCUAACUGGAAAAGGAGGUUUACUGGAGAUGAAUCACACCUGAGAGUUUUCAUACCUCCUCUGAGCACAACCGAAACAUAGGUGUCCAAAGCCGUUUGCUCUCGGUAUGAACCAACAGGCGGGUUAACAACACUGGGUCAGAGUAAAGCUUUUGCAGUUUCAGAUGUAGUGCGUAUGAAAAAACUAUGUCACUUGCUGCUAUUGUUGUAAGAGUCUAAGAACUAAAGGUGUGCCUGUAAGUUCUAAUUAUGAGCUCACCUCUUUGGGACCGACCAUGCCACUUUUAAUGAGAUCUGGUGUACCUUAUAGCUACACCCAAUGAUAAAAUUACCACACUAGCACGUGCCUGUGUUUAAACUCGUGCUUUAAUGUUUUUCUUAGGACAGGUAUGCACCCCCUUUGCAGUGAGUUGGGAGAGAUUUUGAAAAAGUGUAUGACAAACAUUUUUAACACCUUUGGUUUCCUCUCUCUGUGUCUGUCUCUCUUUCUCUCCUGUGCAUAUGUAUCCCUCCCCCACUUCUCUGUCUCUUCUUCUCUCCCUCUCUCUGUCUUUUUCUGUGUGUCUCUCUGUCUCUGUGUAUCUCUCUGUCUGUCUUUCUCUCUCUCUGCAGAUUUUCAAACGUUGUUUUUCUUUGGAAGAAAUACAAGCUGUGGUUGGUUUGCUAGGCGUCAGCAGCAGUUUAUCAGUAGGCUAAUGUUUUAUCUCUUGGAGAUUUCAGUCUGGGUUUACCCAAUGUAUUCUCUGUGAUGUGACUGCUGGGGACAGAUUUAACUUGAUUGAGCCUUCAGUCAUUUAGGUCUUCAAUCAUUUAGUCAACUGAGUGAGCCACUAAUCUGCAUGGCUAUUUUAAUAUGCAUACUGAUGGUCAAAUGGAUGUCUGAUCUCUCAUCCCAGCUUUCUGUACUACCAUAUGGGAACUAUAUGUAACUUGUAUACUCACCUGAAUAUGUUAAAUUCAACUACAUGGUGAGAUGGACCAGAAAUCGCAAUGUUCAUGUCCAUAUAGCUACCAUUAACCCAAGUUAAGCACAGUAGUGUGGGUUCUCUCAGGACUUGUGAAUGAGUUUAUGCUCUCUACAAAGACAGGUAAAGCUUAAAUCUCUCUUGCACUGUUAUGUUUAUGCAAAUAUCAAAAGCCUGUUCCUGUACCAGGGACUUAACACAUUCUAUUCAUACUAUUUUCCCUGUCUACAAUGUUAUUCCAUAGAUAUGUACUUGGUUUGCUCUUACUUCCUUGACAUAUUUGCCCCAAUGCCACCUUCAACUGUAGUUAAUUACCUCUACAACCUGUCUCCAUGCCUUGUUUUAUUUUCUCUAUAUCUCUAUUAGUAGAUAUUUUUCUUAUUUAUUGGUUUAUUGCCUGUUUUUUUUUCCUACACCGGAUCUCCAAAGGGAAAGAACUCCAUUUGCUUUGAUUUUAUUGCUGUAUCCCCAGUGCCUAGAAUAAUGCUUAGCCUGCAAUAAAUAUUUAUUCAUUGACUAGA
This is a messenger RNA of Mus caroli (Ryukyu mouse), 4277 nucleotides long. RefSeq names its product CD28 molecule (gene Cd28). Gene Ontology annotation, biological process: T cell costimulation; T cell receptor signaling pathway; positive regulation of T cell proliferation. Gene Ontology annotation, cellular component: external side of plasma membrane; membrane. NCBI's taxonomy places the organism in Eukaryota, Metazoa, Chordata, Mammalia, Rodentia, Muridae. The record is from RefSeq and is a predicted model, not a curated record.